Ceraceosorus guamensis is the source of this 315-nucleotide messenger RNA. RefSeq lists its product as hypothetical. Lineage: Eukaryota; Fungi; Basidiomycota; Exobasidiomycetes; Ceraceosorales; Ceraceosoraceae. The coding region runs from base 1 to 315 and encodes 104 amino acids. The record is from RefSeq and is a predicted model, not a curated record. The transcript is spliced from 2 exons.
AUGAAAGCACUUUCGUGCCUCGUGCUAUUCUUGAUUCUCGUGGACUGCGUCGCUUCCAUGCCCAUGCUCCACGCAAAGUUGCCGUUCGCACAUGUCCCACUGGCCAAAAGAGCCAAGCAGAUUUGCGGAUGGAAAAAGGAAUUCGGCGUGGGUCCGGCCGUGGUGUAUCGCUCCCUUUUCGCACUGUGCGACCAGCCAGCAGGCAGCGAAGCGCCAAGGGUCUCUGUGGGCAUGCCAACGCCAACGACGAAGUCGCCCACGCGCACAUCGAAGCAGAUCUCUCCUGCGCCUCGACGUAGAGGCAAUACGUACUAG